AGUUAAUCAUUCAUUUUGGGGUCCGGCAGCUGCGGUGCUACAAAUCGAGCGUCUCUCGUCCGUUAGGGGCGCUUGCUGAUAGCUGUGUUGAAGAGCGAAUGAACGGGGCAAAGAUGGACGACUCCCGGGACGUUCAAACGUCCAAGAGGAACGGCGGCUCCAGGUCGUUUCUGUCUUCCACCUCUGCUGUCGCGAUGGAGAUCAAACGGAAGAAAAUACGAGAGAGUUCGGUGUAUUUGCAGACGGAGAACACGAGUCUACAAGAGAAGCUGGACUUUGAGGUGCGGAUGCGAGAGGGCGCCUACAAGCUGCUGCUGGCUUGCAGCAAGAGGGAACAAGUCCUGAACGCUUCCAAGAACCUGUUGACCUGCAGCGCCAGGAUCAAGGCGUAUCAGACGCUGCUGCAGAGGCAACGAGAGGAGCAGGGCAUGAUGGGAGCAGCGAGAAGACCUGCAGAGCGUGCAUCGAGUGGACGAGUGGCGUGCUGCGGAACCAUCGCUCUGUCUGGCCUCCGUAUCCCUUUAUUGUGGAGUGAUUCUGAACACUUCAACAACAGAGGAACCUCUCGGCGGGUGGCGGUGUUCUGUUUGAUGAAGAUGGGCUCGGAUGUGUUUGACACAGACAUGGUGGUGUUGGACAGAUCGGUCACUGACAUCUGCUUUGAAGGAGUCACCGUCUUCAAAGAUGCAGUUCCCGAGUUUGACCUGAGGGUGGAGCUGUGGAGCUGUGCGCUGGAGGAAGAGCUGGCUGUGGUGAACACUCCAAAGAAACUGGCGAAGAAGUUUCGUAACUCGUUUGGAAGAGCCUCUGAAAGGAAGCUCUGCCCCCUGCUGGAGAGUCCAGAUGCUGACACCUUCCUGCAGUACAACCCCGUACCCAAUGGAGCCAAAUACAGCCUGCUGGCCUACACCACCCUGGGCCUGCCUGAGGCUGAAGGCAGUUUUCAGUCCCACUCACUCAUCGUUCUCCAAGAUGCUGAAUGGUCGUCAUGGCUUCCACUUUAUGGCAACCUCUGCUGCCAGUUGGCGGCCCAGCCUGUUUGCAUGACACAGAGCAUCAUGAGUGGUUACUUGAAUCAGAAGCAAACUGUGGAGGGGAUGAGCCGCUGCUGCAGUCUUUACUGUGAGCUGAGCGCCGGCUUUUUGUCGUGUCACUUCUCCCCUGAAGAGAUUGAUGCCAAAGUGCAGCCCUGUCUCCGCGUGCCCGUCACUAAGGAGACUCGGAUUCGAGUUGUAGGGAAGGAGUCGGCCGGCCACAAAUCCAGGAGUUUGUCCAUCAUCAACCCUUCACCAGAGGGAUCUCAGACCACAGUCUUCCUCACAGACACCGAGGAAGAGCUGGAGGACUGGCUGGACGCCCUUCACCAGCACAUAUAUGAUCAAAUCCAGUGGCUGCACUGCUGUGACAGCCUAAUGAAAAUCGCAGUUGCAUCACCACGGAAACCAUCCCUCUUUCUCACCAAGCAGGCGGACUCUGUUUACAACGAACUCAGUAUAAGUUCUCCUGGAAAGUUUGAGAGUAUCACAGAUAUCAUCCACAGUAAGAUUGAGGAGACAGACGGCAGCUUCCUCAUUGGCUGUGAGGACAAAAAGGAGGCUCCUGAUUGGUCGACUCUUUUUGACGGGUCGCAUUCCUUAGUCGUGUCCCACAGUAGAACCUCCACUCCGCGUUCGAGCCCCAAGCCCAACACAAACUCCACGCCGCUCAGUAGCAAGAAACGACGCGCUCCUCCUCCUCCGUCGGACAAGGAGCCGUUUGCUGCUCCUCCUCCUCGUCCCGCCCGGCCUCCUCUCCCUCCCCCUCCCGCUCCUCCUUCCAACCAGGAGAAGGAGAACUCCGGCGCUUUCACCGCACGUCCGACCACAAGGUCCAAAACCGGCAGGCCGUCUCUGGACGCCAAAUUCUCCGCCAUCAUUCAGCAGCUCCAGCGGAACGGCGCCGGAGGCUCCGCCUCCCUGCGAAAAAACGCUCCUCUGGGGAUCCGUGAAGUGCAACCGCAGGGGGAGCCUUUACAGCAGCUGGACAACCAAAUUCCUGAAGCCGGCGGCGGCGGCGGCGGUGGCGGCGGCGGCUUCGGUCCAGUUCCUGCGCCGCGCAGCAAGCUGAGGAAAUCUUUCCGAGAACGAAUGAAUGUGAUGUAACCAUAGAAACACAACUGAGCAUGUUGUAAUCUUGGUAAAUAACCUUUUUACUGAUAUAAAAAUCUAAAAACGUCAUUGAAAUACAUUAGUAUAACGCGAGAAUCGGACCAGUUAUCGUCCAAAUGCACAUCCAGAAAAUAACAGGCUGUGAAGCAUCAGCACCACUUCAGAUUUUAUAAAUAAAUGAUCCUUCUCAAACUAAAUAUCAAUAUUGCACAAAUGCAUCUCAAUUUUUGCAGCUAACCUGUUGAUGAAAGCCAUUUUCUGCAUGAGCAUCAUCACUCCAACAAUUUAGUAAAAAGCUGCUUUUUUAUUUUUGAUGCCACCGGGACACAAACUGAAGAAAAGGGAUUUUCAAAAGCACUCAAAUAGAGAUUGAUCCAUCGGCUAACGCUGGAUGAGUCAUUCCUUUUGGAAGCGUCUGCAUAUUCCCCCUCCUCUGACGACUUUAUGACCACUACACCAGAUUUUAAAGGAACACAAUUUUAGGAGCUUUGCGAGCAGUAAUGUGACUUCUCCCUUUCCCCAGAGGUCUUAAUAAUAGAGUGACCUUGGUUUUUACUGGCCACACAAUAUGUCUAACAUAAUUUAACUCUGCAGCCAAUAAAUGCUGUGAACUUUGCAGAAUGAAUGGGCCUUUUGAGUGGCUUCAAUAAUGAAUGCCCUUGUGUAUGUGUUUUGAGCACGCCCCGCACUGCCAACCACUAAAUAUUUUAGCCACUUAAUGAUAUUGUGUUGAAGAAUGGUCGUCAUAAUUACUCAUACUGUAGAAAACAUUACUUUCCCCCUGAAAUCUCUCUAAAGCAGGAGAGGGAAAAGCUGCUGUGACCGUUUUUCUUAUCGGGCUCUCCAAAUUUAGCCACAUUCGGAGGGUGAUGUAGAUUUGUGGGACGGAGGAUUAUGGGAUUUAAAAAGAGAAUGCAGCAGCAAACAUUUCCUCAGAUGGAUACAUUUUUGAUUUUCUACUGCAUGAGUGAUUUAAAACUGAAUUUUGUUCAUAAACUGUAACAUGAUGUAUCACAUUGUUUACACAGUGAAAGUCUAUAAAUGCUUUAUUUGCAGAUGUACUUGUGUUUUAGACUGAAUUCUCCAAAAAAAGUGAAACAGUUUUAUCAAAAAUGGAAGAAAAUGUUCUUUCUUAAUGUCAAAGUGUUUUUUUUAAUGCUAAAUUGUUGCAAUUUUUUGUACGGUUUUUCUUUUUUAUAAAUGCAUUUUCCAGUCUUUCUAAUCUGUAUAAGUAAGUAAUCAUACAAUGAUCUUGUUCUGCAUUAUCUUAGUGCAAUAAAGUUAAAGAAAAACACAAUAA
Molecule: messenger RNA, 3447 nt
Organism: Oryzias melastigma (Indian medaka)
Lineage: Eukaryota; Metazoa; Chordata; Actinopteri; Beloniformes; Adrianichthyidae
Gene: rtkn2
Product: rhotekin 2a
Exons: 12
Coding region: 99-2141 (680 amino acids)
Biological process (GO): positive regulation of cell population proliferation; hemopoiesis; signal transduction
Source: RefSeq, a predicted model, not a curated record